AUGUCCAGAUUCGCGGAUGCCACUAUGGAAAUCCAAGACUUGGACCCGGCCGUCCACCUACACGCUCUGAAAGCCGGUCUCAGGCCCGGCAAAUUUCGGGAGACCAUCGCUAUAACAAAGCCAAAGACGCUAGAGGAGUUCCAAGAAAGGGCGGCAGGUCAAAUGGAGAUCGAAGAACUCCGAGAAGCCCAAAAAUCGGACAAACAACCAAGUCGGAGAGACGAAGAAAGAACUUUCAGAUCACCAGGAAAUAGGGACAGUAAGAAACCUUCCAAGCCCGCUUCAAAAUACAACACAUACACCAGAUUCAAUACCAGAAGAGAAAACAUCAUCAGAGAAAUCCUCGAUGCCAAAAUCAUAAAGCCACCAGCCCGAGCAGGGAACUACCAGGACCAAAGGUUCGUAGAUAAGACAAAGCAUUGUGCUUUCCACCGAAAGUUCGGUCACACUACGGAUGACUGCAUCGUCACAAAGGACCUCCUGGAAAGGCUAGCACGCCAAGGGCUCUUGGACAAAUAUAUCGAGACCCGGAAGGGCAGAGGAGGAAACUCAGACAGGACAGAGCAUAAGCAAGCAAAGGCCGACGACAAAAAAGAAAGGACAACUCCUGAUCCACCAAGAGGAGUCAUUAACCAUAUAUCAGGAGGAUUCGCAGACGGAGGAGAAACAAGCUCGGCCAGGAAAUGA
Arachis stenosperma is the source of this 687-nucleotide messenger RNA. RefSeq lists its product as uncharacterized. The record is from RefSeq and is a predicted model, not a curated record. The transcript has a single exon. The coding region runs from base 1 to 687 and encodes 228 amino acids. NCBI's taxonomy places the organism in Eukaryota, Viridiplantae, Streptophyta, Magnoliopsida, Fabales, Fabaceae.